CCGCGGUGGGAGGCGCGCUCCCCUCCCGGGGGAGUUUUAUUCCGGUGAGCGGGAGGGCGCCGCCGAGGCUCCUGCUGGGCGUGACCGGCCGCGGGUCCGCCCGGUCCGGCUACCGCGAGGGCGGGGGCCGCUGCCUGCCCCGGGGCCGCGCUGCCGGCAGCGGGUCUGUGCAGGAGGCGUGGCGGGCACCGAGCCGCCCUCGCAGCGGGCUGUGCGCGGAACUUGCCAUGAGCAGCGCAGAGCCGCGGCGUCCGCUCCUCCACCAUGCACGGGCUCUGCCGCUGCCUCUGCCUGGCGGCCGCGCUGGCAGGGCUCUCCUGGGCCAGCCGGAACUGCCCGGACCUCAUCGUUGACAGCUGCCUCUGCACCGCGGAGCGCUCCAAGGGGCCCGGCCGCCAAACCGUCCGCAUCAAAGUUGUCUGCAGCGGCGGGGAGUUGGUCGAAACUUUGCAGCCUUCUCUGCUGCCGAGCCGCACGGUGUCUCUAAUUCUGAGUAACAACAAGAUCUUGUGGUUAAAGAAUGGCUCUUUCUUUGGACUGAGAUCCCUGGAGAGACUAGAUCUGAAGAAUAACUUGAUUAGCACUAUUGAGCCUGGAACCUUCCAUGGACUUCCAGAACUGAAGCGCUUGGAUCUUUCCAAUAAUAGAAUUGGAUGUCUGACCCCAGAAAUAUUUGAGGGCCUUAACAAUCUUCACAAAUUGAAUUUAUCAGGGAAUAUUUUUUCAAGUCUCAUGACUGGACUUUUUUCUGAGCUAUUAGCUCUGAAAGCCUUACAUUUCAACACUGAUUCGCUCAUCUGUGACUGUAAUCUAAAAUGGGUUUUGCAGUGGGCUAGAAAUGCUUCAGUUCGAAUAGCAGAAGAAACAGUUUGUGCUUACCCCAGUACUUUACGAGGACUGGCAUUUCAUAACCUGAAGGAAAACCAGCUGAUAUGUGCUGGACCUUUGGAGCUGCCUCUUUUUGAACUGAUACCAUCACAAAGGCAGGUGGUUUUUCAUGGAGACCGCUUGCCAUUUCAGUGCACUGCAACAUACGUUGACAACACUACCCAAGUACACUGGUACCAUGACGGUCAUCUUAUUGGAACUGAUGAAGAGAGUGGCAUAUUUGUGGAGGACAGCAUAAUACAUGACUGCUGUUUAAUUACACGUGAGCUUAUCUUGUCCAGCAUUGACAUUGGUGCAACUGGAGAUUGGGAGUGUCUGAUCAACAACUCCUAUGGAACCAGUACUAAGCACGUAGAAAUUGUGGUAUUAGAAACAGCAGCACCCUACUGCCCUGAAGAAAGAAUAAUUAAUAAUAAAGGAGAUUUCAGAUGGCCCAAAACUCUAGCUGGGAUAACUGCUUAUCACCCCUGUCUUCAGUAUUCAUUUAGCUCCAUUUCCCUCCACAAUGGAGCAGAAGAGUCAAAGGCAUGGCGUAAAUGUAACCGGACGGGACGCUGGGCAGAUGAAAACUAUUCUGAAUGUCCGUAUUCACAAGAAGUAACUCAAGUACUUCAUGCCUUUAGUCAGAUGCACGUCAACGCCACCAAUGCUCUUGAAUUUUCCCGCCAACUUACAGCCUACACAAGAGAUGCUUCCAACUUUGCAGAUAAGAUGGAUAUUAUAUAUUUGGCUUACAUAAUGGAAAAGUUAAUAGCCAUCGUGGAUGAAGUCAAAGAUCUCGUAGAUGCUAUAGUUGAAAUUGCCAGCAACAUAAUGUUGGUAGAUGACCAUGUGUUGUGGAUGGCCCAGAAUGAAAACAAAGCUUGUACCAGGAUUGUACAAUGUGUGGCGCACAUUACAAAUCAGACGCUGAGCAGCCAUACUCAGGUUAUAUCAAAGAUUUCCCUUAAUAUUGCUCUGGAAGCCUUUAUGAUCAAGCCAUCUAGCUUCAUAGGAAUGACUUGCACUGCCUUCCAGAAAAUAUCUGAAAAUUCAGACAGGUCACUGAUCCAUGAGGUGGGGAGCUGGGAAGCAGAUUAUCACCCAGACCAACAUUUGAAUUUUAAGUGCAACGAUGGCAGUCUCAGUGGUUCUUUCAUGAAUUUUUCUACCAAAAAUGCUGUAGCAGUAGCUUCAGUUCAUUUGCCACAGUCUGUCUUCUCUCAGUCUUCAGCCUUGCAAUCUGUUGAUAACUCCACUUGCAAGCUACAGUUUAUUGUCUUUCGGAAUGGAAAACUCUUUCCUAGCACGGGAAACUCAUCAAAUCUUGCAGAUGACGGGAAACGUAGGACAGUUACCACACCAGCUGUCUUUGCUAAAAUAGAUGGAUGCAGUUUCGGAAACCUCACCACGCCUCUUACUAUAGGUUUGAGACACUUUGCACGGGGUAUAGACCCCAUUGCAGCCUUUUGGGAUUUUGACCUUCUAGAUGGACAUGGAGGCUGGUGUGGAGAAGGGUGCCACAUAAUUAGCUCUGUAGGCAAUAUUACCACCAUUCAGAGUACACACUUCAGUAACUUUGCAGUGCUAAUGGAUUUGAAGACAGUGCUCUCCUUUCCCCAGUACCCAGGGGAGUUCCUGCACCCUGUGGUAUAUGCAUGUACUGCAGUCAUGUUAUUGUGCCUGUUUGCAUCCAUUAUCACUUACAUUGUGCAUCACAGCACAAUCCGAAUCAGUAGAAAAGGAUGGCACAUGCUUCUCAACUUCUGUUUCCAUACUGCUCUUACUUUUGCUGUCUUUGCUGGUGGAAUCAAUCGCAUAAAAUACCCAAUUAUAUGUCAAGCUGUUGGCAUAGUAUUGCAUUAUUCUACCCUCUCCACUAUGCUAUGGAUCGGAGUAACUGCAAGGAAUAUUUAUAAGCAAGUCACAAAAAAAGCUCAGCCAUGCCAAAAUAGUGACCAAGCUUCUUAUCCAAAACAGCCAUUGCUCAGAUUUUAUCUAAUUAGUGGAGGUGUUCCUUUUAUUAUAUGUGGGAUUACAGCAGCGACCAACAUCAAUAAUUAUGGAAUUGAAGGCAAUGCCCCAUAUUGUUGGAUGGCUUGGGAACCUAGCCUUGGUGCGUUUUAUGGGCCAGUAGCAUUCAUUGUGCUAGUCACCUGUGUUUACUUUCUCUGCACAUACGUGCAAUUGAAGCGUCAUCCAGAACGCAAGUAUGAAUUAAGAGAAAGGACAGAAGAUCAGCAGAGGUUGGCAAGUACUGAAGUGGGCCGUAGUCAUAUUACGGACACUGGGUCAGUUUCCCAGACAACAUGCUCCAUGAUUUCUUCUUCUUUGUUGGAAAAUGAGCACUCGUUUAAGGCUCAGCUUCGAGCUGCUGCAUUCACUUUGUUCUUGUUCACUGCCACUUGGACCUUUGGAGCUCUUGCUGUAUCUCAAGGACAUUUCUUGGAUAUGAUAUUUAGCUGCCUCUAUGGAGCAUUUUGUGUGACCUUAGGGCUUUUCAUCCUCAUCCAUCACUGUGCAAAGCGAGAUGAUGUAUGGCAUUGCUGGUGGUCCUGUUGCCCAUCUAGAAGAAGCACAUAUUCUGUACAAGUUAAUGUCCGCCCAAAGGUUAAUGUCAAUGGGGACACGCAGGUUCAUGCACCUUGUCUUCAAGAGUCACCAUGUCCUAACAAAUCAGCUGUUUUUAAUCAUCCACCUGCUAAUCACUGCAAGCUUACUAAUCUACAAGCUGUUCAAAACCAUGUUAACUGCCUUUCACCAGUUACACCAUGUUGUGCAAAAAUGCACUGUGAUCAACUUUUGGAUGAUGAAGCUCAUAUACAUGUGCAUAACGAGGGAACUUUCAGGCCCAACAUGCACAUUCACAGAUGUCUGAAAAGCAGAACUAAACCACGUUACUUCAGUCGACAUAGAUCUGCAGGAGAAAGAGAAUAUGCCUAUCACAUUCCUUCGAGCAUUGAUGGUAGCAUCCACAGUUCACAUACAGACAGUCCACACAGCACGCAUGAUAGUCAGUCAGGGCACAGACGGGCUUGCUGUGCGAAAAGUGAUGCAUAUCCUACUAUCAACCAGCCUGAAAGUAGCGAUGCAAGUACUGUAAUAUACAGUUGUGCUAAAAUCCCAGAAAGUGACACUGUGCACCAUACAGCUCAUUUUGAGAUGCAUCCGCGGACACAAUCAUUGCCAUUUAAUACAACUAAUCACAAUGGAAUUCUCAAGGGAAAUGUGCAUGAAGCCAUGAUAUACAGUUCAGAUAGUACAGGAAAUAUCAAAACUGGUCCUUGGAAGAAUGAAACUACUGUGUAGUUCAUGGGCCAUUAUAUUGUCUUUUUCAACUCAGAUCAUCUUCAGUUUUGUUUUUAUUCUAAACUGAAUAAGAUUACAUUUGUGUAGCACAUCAGCAAAUUGUACAGGUUUUACACCUUUAUUUCUGUUUUCUGAAUGAGCGACUAAAAGAGAGAAGUAGUGGCAGUGUUUUAAAAGUGAAGUUAUUUUUAAAAGAAUGUUAGAAAAUUGUUCUGGGAGAGAAUUUGAAACUGAAGUCUAGAAAACUGAAUAUAAGAGGCAAUAUCCUUUUGUUACAAAGAACUGUAUUUCUUUAGAAAUACAUCACUUUUAAUUCAUUAUUUGGGUUUUUUUUUUAAUUCUAAGGUAACUUCAGACUCUUUUAUAUACAUAUCCGCAUCUUUUACUUAUUUAUUUUUGUAGCAAAAUAUUAUUACUGUGCCAUGGAUUUUAAUCAGAAGUUACAAUAAUAGAAAUGAGGAGCAGGAUUUUAAUAAAUUAUUGAUACAGCUUUUUAGCCCUACAAAGUGAUACUGCCUCUAAAGAUCUUCUGUAGCAUAUGGCCUGUAAAAUCAUGUAAUGUACAGUCUCUGUUAUGCCUCUUUUCUUGUUGGAGAGAAGUACUAGGUAAUGUCUGUUACAUCUAUGGUGCUGUAUUGGUUGUAUUUUGCAUGACAUAUGUCAGGAUAUACCAUUUGCUGUGUUCUAGUGUUACAUAUGUAAAAACAAGUAUUGUAAAAGGCUGUGGAAACCCUGUUGGUAUUUAAUCUAGAGCAUUAUGAAUCUACAAAAAAUCACUAAAGCACUAGUUUAAGUGGCACAAUCCUUUGUAUAAGGUUAUAUGAUAGCUUUGAUAAGGGUCCACUCUAAUGUCUUUACAGAGCAUGCACUACUCAUUGUAUGUGACACUGUGCAGUGUAAUAGCAAUUGUCUCAACAAGUUUUACACUUCUUUGUAAAGUAUGCCUUUUGAACAAAUCUGUAAGCUGUUUCACAAUAACCUUUCAAAAUCUGUUUAGGUAGAGCAGUUUUAUCAUUAACUCUUUGAGGACUACUGUCAUUUUCUUAAAAAUAGCUUACUCUACUUCAGAGAGACUGUAUAUACUAUAUUGUCUAUUUAAUCAUAUGAACAAUGUAGUCCAGAGUUGUCAGGAAAGUGAACGUUUAAUCAUUUUCCAGAAACAUAACUUUCCAGAUACUAAUUUAUUAAUUUCACAUCUUAUGUGAAAGCCACUUUCCCUCCCAGCAAAUUUCAGAUUGUCUUUAUCCUUUAAUGCAAAUUUGACCUUCAAAAGCAGUUACUUGUGUUCAUUAAUUCCGCUCAACCAUAGGGCAUGUUAGGGUCAGUAACAUUCUCUGUUAACAAGGCUUUUGGCAAGAAAUUCUUUGUCCAUGAACGUCUGUACACAAAGCGUCAACUCACAGGACAGAUCUGAAUUAUAAUUAUUCUUAUGUGAAAUGAAACUCCUUUUUAAAAUAAGAAGGCUGCAAAGUAAGAAUGAGUUAUAUAAUGUGAAUAGAAACAUAUAGCUGGAAGAAAAAUGUCUGCAAUGAAAGGAGAGAAGUGGUUUCAUAAAUAAAAAGACAAAGCACAAUGUUGUAUGGCCAUAUGAACAAGUCUGUCAUAUCCUAACACAGGCUUGGGUAACUGAUACAUUGCUAUAGAGCACAGAACAAAUAAUAAAAGCCCCUUGAUGGAGCAUCAAUUUACAAUGUAUAUUUUGCAGAAAUACUAACAUGCCUCAACCCAUCAUUUGUCUGUUAGCUGCAGUUUAUUAGUCCCUACUCUUUUUUUUUAAAUUAUGUAGGAAAACAUUUCCUAACAGUGUACAUAUAGGUGACAAUUAUAAUUGUUGCAAUGUUAUAAAAGUGCAUAAGUCAGACGAAUGUGUUCUGCAGUGUUGCAGGUGGGAAUUAGUACUCAAAGGGUUAAUGCUCAGUAUCUGAGUGCAAGAAAUCUUGUUUUUCUGUAUUUUUGUAAAUUUGAAAUAUAUAUUGUAAACUACAGCAAUGUAAUGUAUCCAUUUCCUAUUAUGUGUGUCUUUGAAAGAGCAGGAAGAAUGCACUAGUUGGUUGUUGAGUUUUAAACCAGUAUACAACCUUUUCAUGACUGCUUCUUUAAGUGAUGGGGGGAAUUUAAAAAAAACCUAUGCUUUAUUAUGUAUAUGCUGUAUGUGCUUGAACUGUCUCAAAACUAAAAUACAGUAUUUUCAUUGUUUGCAUAAUGCAAUAUUUUCUGUUUAAUAAUUAUUUUCAUUUUAAUAUUAUUUUAUUCUCAUUUCACAUAGACAGUGAGCCCUAAGCAAGCAUAGACAUAAUGCUAAAUACCACUUCUCUGUAUCUCAGCAGUAUAUAUCUAUGCUGUAAUAGAUGAAUCCUAGAGGGUCUAUAGAUCAUUAUGCAAAAUAUCCCACAUACAUGGCCAGGUGAAAUAUUCACUUUGCUAGAACACACCCAGUGAGGUUCUUUAUUCAGCUUGCAUUUCUGUCACUCGUGUUGUUUUGUCUGAGAGGCUUGUGUAUGAUCUUCAUAAUGGCUUACAAAGAAGUAAAAUAGGUGCUGCUUUCCACAGAAUAUCUUAUGUGAUAAAACUCUCUGGAAAAUUAACAUUAAAUAUGAAAACACCUUUCUUAUUGUGUUAAAAUAUUAAUUUAGUAAAUAUUUUGGGGCUAAUUUGGAAAAGAUGUGUUAUGCAAUAAUCUGUUUGCAUAUUAUUUUUUCAGAAAUAUAUAACUACAGAGUAGGAGAACAUGAUAUUAAAUAAAUUACAACAUGUUUUAU
Chelonia mydas (Green sea turtle) is the source of this 6935-nucleotide messenger RNA. It is a transcript of the gene ADGRA1, whose product is annotated as adhesion G protein-coupled receptor A1. NCBI's taxonomy places the organism in Eukaryota, Metazoa, Chordata, Testudines, Cheloniidae. Gene Ontology annotation, biological process: cell surface receptor signaling pathway; G protein-coupled receptor signaling pathway. The record is from RefSeq and is a predicted model, not a curated record. Gene Ontology annotation, molecular function: protein binding; G protein-coupled receptor activity. Gene Ontology annotation, cellular component: postsynaptic density; glutamatergic synapse; plasma membrane.